AUGGCGGCGGAGCGGGAGCUGGGCCCCGGGGCUGCAGCGGGUGACCGGGGCGCGGCCGGAGGGUGCCCGUGCUCCGCUCUGCUCGCUCCUAGGCAGGGGCUCAUGGAGGAAGCCCGGCGCCCCCUGAGGGAGUUCGAGGUCGGGGACAAGUUCUGCCGCUUGCCGCUGCCCAGAGCCGCCGUGCUGCUGCCGCUCGUGGUGCGGCUGGGGCGGCUGCACCUGCUGCUCACCGUCCGGUCCAUGCAGCUGAGAAGAUCACCAGGGGAAGUGUGUUUUCCAGGAGGUAAAAGAGAAGCCACUGAUGAUGAUGAUAUUGACACUGCUCUCCGAGAAGCUAAAGAAGAAGGGUGUCUUGAGCCAGAGAAGGUGGAAGUCAUGUGUAGGCUGAUGCCUGGAAUUGAUAAAUUAGUGAUGCUCUGGAGUACCACACAGACAGUGCUGCGCUGGCAGGAGUUUAGCAGAGAGCCACGAGCACAGUCACAGGGCUCCAGCGAGUGGCUGAUGAGCAGAGAGGCUGAGAGAGUCAAACAGCUGCAGAUAGAGAUGGUGAUGAUGCUGAUAAAGAAGCCUGCUCUGGAGCUGCAGGAAAAGCUUCCAUCCCAUCCCCCAAACAACAGGUUCCCUGACAAAAAGCUGUGCCAGAGUCUUGUCAAAGCUGGGAAUAGCCUGGACUUCAGACAGGAUGUGGUCCUGGUGGCUGUGACACUCUCCAUGUGA
This is a messenger RNA of Cinclus cinclus, 717 nucleotides long. RefSeq lists its product as uncharacterized. The transcript is spliced from 5 exons. NCBI's taxonomy places the organism in Eukaryota, Metazoa, Chordata, Aves, Passeriformes, Cinclidae. Gene Ontology annotation, molecular function: coenzyme A diphosphatase activity; manganese ion binding; magnesium ion binding. The coding region runs from base 1 to 717 and encodes 238 amino acids. Gene Ontology annotation, biological process: nucleoside diphosphate metabolic process; coenzyme A catabolic process. The record is from RefSeq and is a predicted model, not a curated record.